CUUAUUUCUCCUCUCUCUCUCGCUCUCUCUCUCUCUCUCUCUCUCAACACCCCCUCCACAUCUCUCCCGUCUGCAUGUAUUAUUUCUCCCCUGCUAAUACAGAGCACUAGCUGUGCAUCACUCUUUUGAGGUUCAUUCGGUUCAUCUCUGCUCAGCAUCCGUCCGCCUCCAGCAUCACUAUGAGCAGCACAAUUUCAGGUUACUCUGAGAAGUUGAGAGAGAUGUCCAUGUUGUCUCUCAUCUGCUCUUGUUUGUAUUCUCAACCUCACGCAAACACAUUCGGGCAGUUUGAAGAUAUAGAGGUAAAGUCUCUGAAUAAGCGAGCUUCUGGUCAGGCGUUUGAGCUCAUCCUCAAGAGUCCAACUGACCUGUCUCCAGAGAAACCCCAGACGCUAGCGUUACCAUCUAAGAAGAAGGAGACUUCACUGGGGGAACUACAGAGGAGAUUACAGGCAGCCGAAGAAAGACGAAAGUGGCAGGAGAAGCAGAUCCUCCUGCAGCUGGCCGAGAAACGGGAGCGUGAGAAGGACGUGCUUCACAAGGCCCAGGAGGUCAACAACAACUACAGCAAGACAACGGAAGAGAAACUCAACCACAAGAUGGAACAGACGGAGGAAAACCGCACAGCCCGUCUUAACGCUCUCAAACAGCGUCUGAGACAGAAGGAGAUCCAUGCCGCAGAAGUACGCAGGAAUAAGGAACUUCACAAUGAGCGGUCUGGAUGAGGACACACGGUCUGAAACAAGUCCAUUCAAUUACGAUCGCAUUUGGACAACGCCGCCUUUUUGGGCACAAUGUUUUAAAGUAACCGGACUCACCUGUCAGUUUUCCCCAUUGGAAAUCCCUAAGCAUGUAACAUAAGAUCACAUUCACUACAUGACCCAACCUGUAUGGACUUUAAAGUCUUUAAAGGUAGCUUAAGCAAUUUCAGAAAAGCUAGUAAGCUCCCUUAAGAGCGCUUUCCAAAACACACAGAUGGGUCGAUGCAUAUUGUUUGUAGACUGUGCGAACAGGGUUUGACAGAUUACAUUUUACAGAACGUUUACACAAUGAAAAACGGAAAGCUUUUUGUGUUGUUGAAAAGUUUGUACAUCUACACAAAUCCGGGAAAUCGAAUAAAAAUGCAGUAUUAUGCAUGCCAGGCCAGUGGAUGGCGAUGUUGCGCUGUAAAGAAACACUAGGUGCUUGCGCACAUAUGCACACCCUGGCCUGUUUUAAGCUAAAAGCGCUUUUAAAACACUUUUUCGGUGUGUAUGUGCAUUUAUAGUAAUGUGUUUUGUCCAGUAUUUACCCAGCAUGAUUCAAAAACAGCCCAACACUUUUUAGAGUGUACCCUGCUCAGGUCAGGUGAUGCUGGAUGAUGGGUCAGGCUCAUUCAUGUCAUUGUAUGGCAUUUUGAUUCAAGUCACGCUGUGUUUACUCAAUAACCAAACCAAUCCAUGUGUAAAAGAUAUACUUUGGGCCAUGUGGUUUAUCUCCCUGUGAAAAUAA
Messenger RNA from Triplophysa dalaica, 1491 nucleotides. RefSeq names its product stathmin-like 3 (gene stmn3). The transcript is spliced from 5 exons. Gene Ontology annotation, cellular component: cytoplasm; neuron projection. The record is from RefSeq and is a predicted model, not a curated record. The coding region runs from base 180 to 725 and encodes 181 amino acids. Lineage: Eukaryota; Metazoa; Chordata; Actinopteri; Cypriniformes; Nemacheilidae. Gene Ontology annotation, molecular function: tubulin binding. Gene Ontology annotation, biological process: microtubule depolymerization; regulation of microtubule polymerization or depolymerization; neuron projection development.